AUGAAGUACUCCAUCGUUGUUGCAGCUACCGCUUCCGAGGCCGCUCCUCUUCAAUAUAUCGCUCCUUUCACUGCUACCUCUAUCGGAGAAUACUUCCGAGACUCAGGAAAACAUGCUCUCAUCAUCUUCGACGAUCUUUCCAAACAAGCCGUCGCAUACCGUCAAAUGUCUCUUCUUCUUCGUCGUCCUCCUGGACGUGAAGCGUAUCCAGGGGAUGUAUUCUAUUUACAUUCACGUCUCCUCGAGCGUGCUGCCAAGAUGAACGACAAGCACGGUGGUGGAUCUUUAACUGCCCUCCCCAUUAUUGAAACCCAAGGUGGUGAUGUGUCAGCUUAUAUCCCAACUAACGUUAUUUCUAUUACUGAUGGACAAAUUUUCUUGGAGGCCGAACUUUUCUACAAGGGUGUUCGUCCAGCCAUAAACGUCGGUCUUUCUGUCUCCCGUGUCGGAUCUGCUGCGCAACUUAAGGCCAUGAAGCAAGUUGCUGGUUCCUUGAAGCUUUUCUUGGCUCAAUACCGUGAAGUCGCUGCUUUCGCACAAUUCGGUUCCGAUUUGGAUGCUGCUACCAAGCAAACUCUUAACCGCGGUGAAAGAUUGACUGAGCUCCUCAAGCAAAAGCAAUACUCUCCUAUGGCUGUUAACGAAAUGGUUCCUCUCAUCUACGCCGGUGUCAAUGGUCACCUCGACUCCGUACCAGUCAACAAGAUUCUCACAUGGGAGGCUGACUUCCUCUCACAUCUUAAGACCAACGAAGCCGAUUUGUUGGCAACAAUCGAUAAGGAGGGUGCUCUCAGCAAGGACCUUGAGGCUAGAUUGAAGGAUGUCGUCACUUCUUUCACCAAGAGCUUCGUCUAA
Molecule: messenger RNA, 855 nt
Organism: Sclerotinia sclerotiorum 1980 UF-70
Lineage: Eukaryota; Fungi; Ascomycota; Leotiomycetes; Helotiales; Sclerotiniaceae
Exons: 4
Coding region: 1-855 (284 amino acids)
Biological process (GO): proton motive force-driven ATP synthesis
Molecular function (GO): proton-transporting ATP synthase activity, rotational mechanism; ADP binding; ATP binding
Source: RefSeq, a predicted model, not a curated record